Molecule: messenger RNA, 716 nt
Organism: Trichomonas vaginalis G3
Lineage: Eukaryota; Parabasalia; Trichomonadida; Trichomonadidae
Product: organellar and viral DNA polymerase type B
Exons: 1
Source: RefSeq, a predicted model, not a curated record
ACGAUUUCAACAAUCGGCACAACAACAAUUCAAGCCACGAACGGCGGGACUCUGUCCACAACUACGGCACCAAAUUCAUUAAUCAUGAAUCCUACGUCAAUGUUGGUAGAGAUGAAAAACUUCAUUCCUUCUUCAUAUACUUUUGAAACAGAAAUACAAAGAAUAAAGCAAGAACUUUUAACAAGUAAUUUAGACUGUAGUGCGAAAGAUGAAACAAAUGGAGAGGAGCUAUAUGAAAUGCAAGAUAUCAUAGACCAUUUGCCUAAAUUACCGGAAGUUCAGCAACAAAAACUAACUAUUCCUGAAUUCGAUGAAAUUGAAGUUAAAGUUACUGAUUCAGUAGAAAUAAAGAAGUUCAUACGUAAAGUAAAUUAUGAAUUCCUUGGUUUUCAUUGCAACCAUAAAGUUAUGAACAAAGAUUGCGACAUGGUUUAUAAAAACAUUUCUGACAUAUAUAAAUCUGAGGAGUUUAAGACUUACGAUAACUUUGUUUCAUUAGCUGCUGAAUGUGUGUGGCAGAUAAGAGAUAAAGACAGAAGAGGCAAAGUAUGGAACGAACAGAUAAAACCAACUGCUUCAGAUUUAAAGAAAGCCAUUGAUGCUUUAGUUGUUCUAGCAGGUCAAAUUUCAAUGUAUAACGCAAAAAUGAAUCCGCAAUGCUCAAAAUGUAAAGCAGCAAUGAGGAAAUAUAACUACUCACUAAAAGAGAUAGAAAG